AUGAAACAUUCGCUCGUUAUCUUUCUCUUCUUCGUCGAUAUUCAAGCUGGAAUUUUUCUUUUUGAUACACAAGAUAGUCGUCUAGUCGAACAAUACGAUUGUAUCUAUCAUACAACAGAUGUUUCAAUAAAAUAUUGUCGUCGACCUGGUACAAAUAUUACUUUAGAUCGAUCAAAAAAUGACUGUUUUAAUGGCGGAGAACGAUUAUCAUUUCAAUCUUUACUUGAACAGCAUAUUUCACCGCAAGAUAUUCUUCAAUGGAAUUCCAGUCUUGAACGAGUCGAUGAUUAUGCAUCAUUUUUCUAUAAUACACAUCAAACAAAUCUUAAAGGAGGUGAAUAUUUUUGUCGUUGUAUUCAACCAGGCACAUUUGGAAAAUCUUGUGAAUAUCAUUUUCUCGAUGGUGCUACGUCGUUUGCACAAGCAAUUAAAGAACAAUUCGAAGAAAAACAACGUAAUCCUUGGGGUGCACAACAUUAUGGAGCUAUUCUUUGUUAUCGAGCACAGAAUUGCUAUUCAGGAUUACUGUGUUUAGACUGGCGAAAUAUUUGUGAUGGUGAACAACAAUGUCAUGGUGGUUACGAUGAAGAGCAUUGUGAUUUAUUAGAAUUUAAUGAAUGUGAGAUGGAUGAAUAUCGUUGUUCAAAUGGUAUGUGUAUUCCUGAUGCAUACUGGUUAGAUGGUGAAAUUGAUUGUAUGGAUCGUAGUGAUGAAAAAUCUGAUCUAUUCAACAGCGAUUGUUUCUAUCAAACAGAUUAUUUUCGAUGUGAUGAAUCUGUUUGUUCAGCACAUCUUUGGUCAUGUGGUGAUGGUCAAUGUAUUAAUAGCUGGAAUCGUUUUGGUUAUCAACGAUUGAUUUUAAGCGGUGGUGAAUGUUUGAGUCAUCGAGAAUUGAAUCAUAUGUGUGAAGCUAGUCGGCGUUAUUCUCUAUGGACAAAAUCAGAUACUGGUCUGUGUACGAAUCAACUUGGUUAUGAUGAUCCAAACUUGAGUAUAUCUCAAACAUCAUCAGUUGAACAUCUAUGUUUUUAUCUGAUACGAUGCGCUCUAUCAAGUGGCCUCGAACGUGAUUGUGUUUGCAAUCAAUUAAAUUGUUCUCAAUUAAUUAUUACCGAAUGUGGACGUAAUCUUUUCUAUGCUUUUCCAGCUGCACAAGUAGUUCGUCCUUAUAUGAUUGCAUGGUAUAGUACCGAUCAUAAUUGGUUGGACCCAACACCAGAUGAUUAUUCUUUUGAAGGCGAAAUAUUAUGUCGAGGAUACUAUGCAAAAAUAUCAAUAUCAGAUUCAAAAGGUCUCAGUGUAUCUGUCGUUUGGAUUCAACACGCAUAUGUUCAAUUAGAUUUUGAAUUUUGUCGUAAAGCAACAAUAAAAGAUGUCACUGGUCCUCAGUUUGAUCCAUUUUGUUGGAGUAAUCAUUCUCUCACAUUUAACAAUAAGGCAUCUUAUGCUUUUCAUCCAUCAUUCUGUAAAAGUUCACAUCGAUGUGUUACAUAUUAUCGCGCUCGUGAUAGAGUUUAUGACUGUCAUGAUAUGUCCGAUGAAGAAUCAGAUGUAUCCACUGAACAUUUCUGUCAAAAUAUUCGAAAACAUCGAUUCAGUUGUUCGAAACAAGAACCUUACUGUAUUUCCAUAUCAUAUUUUCCUUAUUCCAUUGGUAUAUGUUCUGAUAGCUCCGAUAGAUAUGUCAUUGGAUCUGACAGAUUAUUACAAGAUCUCAAAUGCUUUUAUCGUGGUGAUCCCGAUUGCUCGUUUCUUCGCGAUUAUAUCUACAAUUCUUCCAUUCGGAACAUUAGUCGAGAUUUACCUACGACUUCAUCAAUAUCUCGUUCCCCUUUACAUUGGUAUUGUGAUAGUUUUUGGGAUACUUCAUCACAUUCGGAUGAAUUACCGGAGUACUGUAAAUCAUGGAUUUGUCCAAGAGAUCAGUAUCAAUGUCAAACAGGGCAAUGUAUUCCACUAUUCUGGCUGUGUGAUGGUGAAUGGGAUUGUUCAGAUGCAUCAGAUGAAGAAGUUCUUCUUUCAAUUGAUAAAUUCUCCGAACACAAUCAAAAGCUCACUAACUUCUCAAAUCAUAUAAGUCUUUGUUAUCAAAGAUAUACUUAUCAAGCAUUUUCAAAUAUUUGUAAUGGUUCAUCCGAAUUACCUUGUUUUCGAGCAAAUGUAUCCAAUCCAUUGAAUAUUACCGAAUUUCGUCCAUGUAUUUCAUUCAAACAAAUUGGUGAUAAACAUGAAGAUUGUGUCGCUGGUCAUGAUGAAAAGAAUACGAUCGCUGAUUGCAACGGUUUUAUGCUUGGUUUUACAUAUCGAGGUGAUAAUGGUACAUGCUACAAUCAUAACAGAUAUAUAUGUUCCGAUGUAUUCGAUGAUUCAAAUAAGAGACUAUGGUGUUUCUAUCAACAACAAAAUAGUUCUUCGUGUUCAAAGGAGAGAGAUGUCAUUUGUUUGGAUGGUUCGUGUAAACCAAAUGCUCGUUGUAAUGGAACUUUUGAAUGUGCAUAUGGUGAAGAUGAAUAUCGAUGUGUAGCAGCUGCAUUGGAAUCUGAUUAUAUUAUAUAUCGUCGAGAAAAAGAACACUUCAAACGAAAUAUAAUUCCACAAUUAUAUUGGAAUAUUCAUCCAUCUACGAUGGACUUCAGUCAUUCCACUCCAAGACGAGAACGAAGAAUGAGCAGUGAAGAAGAAAAUGCAUUCAUCUGUAAUCGUGGUGUAGCAAUAGGAUUGAGUGAAAAAGAGAAAGUGUGCUUUUGUUCACCAGGAUAUUAUGGGAAUUAUUGUGAGUUUUAUAGUGAUCGUUUAACAGUAAUUACCCAUCUGAAUAUUACUGAGACAAUGCAACAUUCAAUAUUUAAAGUAAUUGCUAUAUUACGUACAAAAGAUGUUGUUCUUAGUCAUCAUGAAUUUAUCGUUAAUGGAACAUUUGAAAAAGAUAAUCCAAUUAAACACCGUUUUACCCUUCUCUAUUCUCGACUUUCACAAUUUUUGAAUUAUACGAGAGUACGUUAUCUUUAUCGUCCAGAAAUUGUUCAUGUUCGAUAUUAUUCAGUUCAUUUCAAUCUUUUUCUCUUAAAUGUCAAUGAAACAAUUGAAUUAGGUCAAUGGAUUUAUCCAAUCUAUUUCGAUUUCUUACCUUCAUUUCGUUUAGCAAAAAUAUUAACUGUUUCAGAUGAAUAUCUAAAUCAAACGGAUCAUUCAUGUGACAAUCAUACCUGUCCUUCAGAUUCGGAUUGUUUACCAAUUUUCAAUCAACCAGGUCAAUUCUAUUGUUCAUGCCAAAAUGGUGUAUUUAAUAACAAAUGUCAACCAGUUAAAAACUUAUGUUCUUCAUAUUGUUCUUCGAAAUCUAUUUGUAAACCUGGAUACCGUGGAUUUUUUAGUAAUGUUGAUCGACCUUUUUGUGUAUGUUCAUUGGGAUAUUAUGGUCCACGUUGUCAUUUACGUCAUGAAGAAUGUCAUUUUCAUCCAUGUUUAAAUAAUGGGACUUGCCAUUUGACAUACGAUCCGACAGGUGAAAAUCCAUUUCGAUGCCAAUGUCAAACGGAAUUCUACGGAUAUCGAUGUGAGAAAAGAAAAUCAUUUAUUCAAAUCGAUUUAAAUAUGACAGAUCCUAUAACACCAGUGGUUUCAAUAGUGCAAUUCUGUGACAUUCGUGGUAUUUCCCUUGAGAUUGUUCUUCAAGAUCAACAACUUAUUAAUGGAUUACCUUCGACUAUCUCUUACAAUCAUCCUGAGAUGAAGGUACCUAUUCUCGGUAUCUUGAAAACGUACAUAGAUAUCAUUCAUUUAAAUUAUUUCAUUAUCUAUCUAAUUCCAAAUGUUACUCAAAUGCAAAUCAGAUCAACGCCUAAACGAUGUCCAGAGAUUAUGACACUGAUGGAUCAAAUGCCAUUAUUCGAUGACGAUGACGUUCCGAUUGUUUUCAAAUAUCAUUACAUAUGUCGUCAUUUUCAAGAUUUAUAUUGUUUUUAUAGCAAUGAUUAUUUGUGUGUCUGUGAACUGGAUAAUCAUCGAGCAUCUUGUUUCUUGCAUGACAUGAACAUUGAUCAAUGUCAGUUGUGUUUCUCCAAUGGUAAAUGUCUUCGUGGCAAUCUGAAAGAGAGCAAAGAUUUCUAUUGUAUUUGUUCUAAAUGUCGUCAAGGUGAUCGAUGUCAAUUUUCAUUAGAAGCAUUUGGAUCGACUAUUGAUUCUCUCUUAUCAUCCUAUUCAUCGACUAUUCAAUUUAUCUAUCUAAUUAUUUCUGGAUGUCUUCUACUUAUUGGAUUAAUUAAUAAUAUACUUUCAUUCAUUACUAUUCGACGAUCAAUACCACAACAAACAGCAGUGGGUCACUUUCUUCUAAUUAUUACUCUUCUAAAUAAACUUUCACUUUUCUCUCUAUGCUUGAAAUUCCUUGAUAAUUCUAUGGAAUCAUUUGGUUGGUUAAUUUCUGAUCAAUUGAAUCUUAUUUUCUGUAAAACAUUCUCCUAUUUACUGUCAAUCAGUACUCGAUCUUUCUAUUGGUUAGCUAGUUGGAUCACGAUCGAUCGACUAUUAAUGGUUGUAUUUCCCACAAAGAUUCUGUUCAGACGACCAUUUCUUGCCAAACUCAUCAGUAGUCUGACUUUACUUAUCAUUUGUCUAAUGCAUUCACACGAGAUUCUAUUCUACACAAUUAUUGAACAAUCAUCUUCCACUGUUUGUGUUACACAUUUCGAAGAUAUGAAUAUCGCUUAUUAUAAUCGUGUGACAACAUUGAUACAUUAUCUUGUUCCUUUUGCCGUUCAAAUCAUCUGUAUUACUUUCAUGAUAGUUUAUAUUACUCGAAUUCGAACGAAAGCAAAAGACACAUCGAAUUUCUCUCGAUCAGCUCUGAUCGAACAAUUCAUAUCUUUGAAAGAACUGUACGUUACUCCGUUAGCCAUUGUAAUCAGCGCUUUACCACAAAUCACCGUUUCUUUUACAUUAGCUUGUCAAGAAUUAGUUUCCUGGCAGAAACAUCUUCUUCUCAGUACUUAUUUACUAUCCUAUAUUCCACAAGUACUUGCAUUUUUUCUCUUUAUUCUAUCAUCAUCACUCUACAGAAAGGAAUUCUUUCAAACAUAUAUUGGACAAAAACUCUUUUCAUAA
Messenger RNA from Adineta ricciae, 5103 nucleotides. The record is from the annotation of a GenBank genome assembly. NCBI's taxonomy places the organism in Eukaryota, Metazoa, Rotifera, Eurotatoria, Adinetida, Adinetidae.